AUGGCACCGUUUGAAGCACUGUAUGGUAGGAGGGGUAGGACUCCUCUAUGUUGGUAUCAAGAUGGUGAAUCAGUGGUUGUGGGGCCAGAGCUAAUCCUACAGACUAUUGAGAAAGUGACCCCAACCUCUGGUGUGGGAAGGGAGCUGAGGGCUAAGAAGUUGACACCUAGGUUUGUCGGUCCCUAUCAGAUCAUCCAUCGUGUGGGUCCGGUCGCUUAUCGGUUGGCCUUGCCACCGUUUCUCUCCAAUCUACACGAUGUGUUUCAUGUAUCCCAACUGAGGAAGUAUGUUCAUGAUCCCAGUCAUGUAGUUGAGUUGGAUGAAGUUCGAGUGAAGGAGAAACUAACUUAUGAGAAGUCGCCGAUAGUUGUGGUUGAUUACAAGUUGAAGGAGUUGAGAGGCAAGUCCAUUGGAUUGGUGAAAGUUUUGUGGGAUGCAGCUACUGGUGAAGCUACUUGGGAAGUUGAGCAGCAGUGCAGAAAAUAG
Messenger RNA from Cajanus cajan (pigeon pea), 486 nucleotides. RefSeq lists its product as uncharacterized. NCBI's taxonomy places the organism in Eukaryota, Viridiplantae, Streptophyta, Magnoliopsida, Fabales, Fabaceae. The record is from RefSeq and is a predicted model, not a curated record.